GUCACUAGUAAGGAAAUUGGUUGUUGAUGAAAUGUGAACUUGAUGCUUUGAACAAUAGCAUUUAUGAAUGGUAACCCUAUUAAUAGAUAUUGCUUACUAGGAAGCAACACAGCUGUAACUUCAGAUAACACUAAGAGUUCACUUCAAGAAAGCAGUAAAUGGGUGAGGUAUUCUAGAUAUUCCUCAAAAUAAAUCAAGAAAAAAACAUUAAUUACCACACACCUAAAAUAUUGAAAUUUUGGCCUUCUAUUUAUUAUCUGUUGCUACAAAAAUGGCUGAUGUAAUAUUGCAAAAGGCAAAUAUUUGUCUUAAUAGAUUAAACACUGCCACAGAAAAUGUAAAUAAUGAAUUAAGCAAGUUAGAAGAAAGUAUGGAGAGGUCCUGUGAGAUUGCAAAUAAUACUUUCUACGAACUUUUAAAGAUUGUAGAAAAUAGGAAACAAGAUUUAUUAUCUACCAUGAAAAAAUAUCAAGUUGAGAAAAAAAGCUCUCUCUUAGAGCAGUUGGCGACUAUUAAGAGAGAAAAGCUUUCAGUGGAUCAACAAUGUCAAGGUCUUGAUAAUGAAGUUGAGGUUCGAAACAUCUACAAAAAAAUAUGUCUAAUAAAUGAAAAGAUUAAUAAUAUGCCUGUUUUUGGUGAACCACGAGAGAAUGGAUUCAUCACCUAUGAAUACGAUCAUAAUAGAGCAUUUGAUGAGUUGCAAACUGCUUUGGGUACAUUUGGUAAGGUUAGGACAAGCACAACUUUUCCUUCUUUGUGCACAGCUCAGGUGGAGGACAUUUCAGUGCAUCUGGAAGGGCAAACUCUUGUCACAGCUGUAGAUUUCAAAGGGAAUCCUCAGUCAGUUGGAGGAGACCCCUUAAUAGUUGAAAUUUUUCAUGAGAAUGGAGAAAUAGUAAAAGCUACUGUUGUUGACAACAAUAAUGGGACAUACACAAUCAAAUACAGGACAGAAAAGCCAGGUGUUUACAAACUUCACAUAACUAUUUUUGGUAGACCAAUCAAGGACAGCCCUUUCAGGUUUGAAGCAUUGCAAGACAUCAACCCUGUAGUUUCCUUUGGCACCACGGGCUGUGAAGACAACCAGUUUCUGCAACCUUGUGCUGUUGCCAUUGGUCCUGCUGGGCAGGUUUUUGUGCUUGAUACAGGUAACAGCAGGAUCAAAGUUCUUGGAUCUGAUUUGGAGUUUAUUCAUCACAUUGUAGGAGUAGGACUGGAAGAAUGUGGAGGUACUGGGAUAGCAAUAACACAUGCCAAUUCCAUGCUAGUCAUAAACUGGAAAACUAAAUACAUAACAGAGAUGACAUUUGAUGGUGAAUUUAUAAGUCAAUCCACUCAUCCCGACUUUGUCGAACCUAUGGGCAUAGUAGUUAACAGUCAAGGAGAAAUUCUUGUCCUCGAUAACAACCUUAAUUGUGUCUUUAUUUUGGAUGAAUCGAGAAAUCUGCUUCAAAGGAUAGAGCUGACAGGGUUCAGCAAUUCUAAAUCCCAGGCUGUCAAGUUUGUGGCUGUGGGACCACAAGAUGAAAUACUUGUAGGAGAAUCUUCAGUUUUAGUAUUUGCCUCUUCAGGUGAGUUUCUCAAAGAAAUCUAUCCAGAAGGAAGGAAUGGCGGUCAUUUUGGAGGUCUUGUGUCCGAUAGAGAAGGCAAUCUCCUAGUAUGUCGCUCAGAGAAAAACAAACAUUAUAUCCAGAUCUUCAACUUUGUCUCUGGUCAUUUGUCAUUUUGUAUCAAUAGUCCAAAAACAAAGUUGAAAAGGCCGGCUGGCCUGGCCAUUUUGAAGAAUAAUGAGUUGGUGGUUGUAGACUUGGGAAAUGACUGCAUCAGGAAAUAUCGCUACAAGUAAUUGCCACAUAUAAUGCUUUUGUAAAGCAAUAUAAUAUAGACAUAUAUAUGUUUCUUUCUAGUUUUUUAACUGUAAAAGUGAGCUGUAUGUGUGGUUUUAGUAUUAAGCCAUGUGUUAUUUUUUGUUAGUAAAUUACAAUUGUUCAUUGCAUUGAGUAGAAGUUGGUUUGGAAUUUCAAACUUUUUCUGUUAGAUAUAUGUGAACUUUUAGUAAAUGUAAGAAAACAAUGCCUCUAGUUUUGCCCCCAGUGGCACAACGGUAUGUCUGCGGACUUACAAUGCUAGAAUCCGUGUUUCAAUACCUGUGGUGGGCAGAGCACAAAUAACCCAUUGUGUAGCUUUGUGCUUAAUUGCAAACAAACAAACAAGCCUCGAGUUUCUAAAUUAUUCUACAAAAGCAUAAGAAAGUACAGGUCUAACUUUUUUAAUAUGUAGUAGUGAUGUAAUAUCUAUGAACUUUUAGUUAAUGUUAACUAGAAAUAAUAUAUGAUGCAUUUACCAUUUGAAUAGCAGUAUAAUGUAAUUUCAUGUAAGGAAAAUUGAAUAUAAUAUUAUUUCAAAUUAAAUUAUGUGUGUUUAUCAACAAAGAAAAGUUGAAAAAUAUAUGCUGAAUGUACUAUUUUUCAUUUUUGGCUGCUAGAGGUGGAUAUACAAAACCAAUUAUCAAUGUGUUGAAUAUACUUUAUGCACAUUGAUUUUGUAGUAUAAUGAUAAGGAAUUGUAUAAUUUUACUAUGCCCAUUGAAGCAGGAUAAAUAUGUAACAUGGAGUUUAUGAAGCCAAAGCUUUUUCAAAAUAACAAAGAAAUAUUUUUAAAAAUCACACUUCAUAUGUUAGAGUUAUGAUAAGAGCAAUGGUCAAAUCAUACUAAUCAAUUAGAGUAGUCCAGCAGUUAGCAGUUGGUAUCGUUUACUUAGUUGCAUUUCCUUGUCAUUCAUCUAAGUUAGUGGCCAAGUACACAUUUUAGGACCUUGACUAUGUUAUAGAUGUGACAGUUAAGUCCAAGUAUUCAGUCUGACUAGAGGUGACAGUGGGUGGUGUUGAGUAGCUGCCUUUCCUCUUAUCUAUCAGUUCAAAAUUAGGGAAGAUUAGCACAGAUACCCUCAUGUAGCUUUGCUGACAUCCAACAAACUAACCUUUGAGUCAGAUGUACAACACUUUUGUGUUGAUAUCAAACCAGAAACUAUAGUGUAUCAUUUCCUUUACAACUCAAAAUCAGAAGUUUUGACAGUAUUAAAGGUUAGCAAAAACCUUUAGCACCAGCAGUGAACUCAUUGGUGGAUCCAGGACUUUCAGAAAGGAGUGUGUGUGGAGGGACCUAAAUGAAUGGAUAUCAGAGAAUGAGAGGUCACGCCCCCCCCCCAAGAAAAAUUAAUUUUUUAAAUAUCUCUAAGUCCAAUUCCUAUCACUCUGCAAAUUAGCAAUAUGAAGUACAGAUGAAAAUAAUUUCUGCUGCCAUCGAGGACAUCUGACUGUUAGAAUCAGAAUCUUGAAGUUAUAUAAUGCAAUGUUCACUGAUUGGCUAGAGAGAAGGAUGGAAUGUUUAGUCAUGCCAAUGAAAAGAGCCUCUUCAAAGCCCUAUUGAAUGUUGUAAAUUAGUCAUAAUAUUUUGGAGGACAAGCUCUUUUAUAGCUGUCUUCAAUACUUUACACAAUACAUGGACCAGGCUCCCUUUCUUUACAGCAGUACGAACAUAACAUUUAUUCCAGAAAACAAUUAAAUAUAUUAUUUCUACCCCUGUUUUCUUUUUAUUGUUUUACAUUGAAAAACUUUAUUAACAAUACAGUCAACAACACCUUAUGGAAACACCUUGUUGCAUCAUUUAAAUCAAAAACUUUUUGUCAACAUUCAUGAAAACCUAUCAUAAAGUUAGCAACUGUCUUCAUAGGCUUUUCUAUAAUAAACUCCAUAAAAUUUGACCCUUGCAAUGGAAUAAUGUGCCAUAAUUUUAAGAGGCUUUAAAAACUGGUGAUAGGUAAGGCUUAUAAAAGUUGGCUUUAAUAGUAACAUCCAAAACUUUGUCAUCAGUGUUAAAGUCGUGAAAAACUUGACAAUAGCAGUAGUAUAGCCCCCUAACACUGGGCAAUAAUGACAAAACAACUUCUAAUGCUUCCCCUCCUAGUUAAACUCUAGCCAUUGUAGUAUUCACAACCCCUUUUAGUGUUUACAAAUGCCAACAUACUGGUCUUCCUAAAAUAUUGUCCUAACGAGCUAGCGUUAUGGGACUACUUGAUACCUCAAGCUACUGGUCAGCAAAACUUCUUAAUAAUUCUUAAUUUCUUAUUGCUAAAUUACUAAAAGUUUAAUCGGAUUUUUAAUGAUUGUUGGAGUGGUUAAAACACUGUAUCCCACAUAUUUGAUUUUGCUAAGAAAUUGAUUUUUUUGUAACCACAGAAUUACAUCACACUUUAGUUGCAGAAUUGUCGUUACCAUU
Messenger RNA from Limulus polyphemus (Atlantic horseshoe crab), 4278 nucleotides. Its product is annotated as tripartite motif-containing protein 2-like. The coding region runs from base 272 to 1846 and encodes 524 amino acids. NCBI's taxonomy places the organism in Eukaryota, Metazoa, Arthropoda, Merostomata, Xiphosura, Limulidae. Gene Ontology annotation, molecular function: protein binding; ubiquitin protein ligase activity; translation repressor activity. Gene Ontology annotation, biological process: protein polyubiquitination; negative regulation of translation; proteasome-mediated ubiquitin-dependent protein catabolic process. The transcript has a single exon. The record is from RefSeq and is a predicted model, not a curated record.